Molecule: messenger RNA, 1498 nt
Organism: Pocillopora damicornis (cauliflower coral)
Lineage: Eukaryota; Metazoa; Cnidaria; Anthozoa; Scleractinia; Pocilloporidae
Molecular function (GO): protein binding
Source: RefSeq, a predicted model, not a curated record
AUGAACGCUUGUUGUCAGUGCCCUCUUGUUGCAAGUUUCUCGCAGUUGUCUGAGGGAAAGGUUAAAGCAGGGCGAAUUUCCGUUGAGAGUUUUCAGGAGAGUGCUUACUGGAUUCGGGGAUCCUACAACGGAACUGCUAAAGAGUAUUUUCAAAAAGCGCUUGAAAAUUAUGAGGAGCUGAGACAUUUCUUGGGCGCCAAUGAUCAGUUUAAAACAUCAUUUCUGGAGGACUCCGGAACAUUUACCAACAGGCUGCUUUGUAAUUUGCUUUGUGCCACCGGAAAUGCUCGGGAUGCUCUUUAUGUUGAAGAGUUAGGUCGAACUAGAGGCCUAUCAGACCUGAUUGCAGAGAAGUACUCGGUUGAAACGCACAUCUCUGCUAAUCCACAAUCUUGGUUUGGCAUUGAAAACAUUAGAGAGAAAAAUAACUGUUCUUGUCUGUACAUUUCUUAUUUUCACAAUCAUUUGCAUUUGUGGGUCUUGAAAAAAAGUGGAGUCCUUCACUUUAGAAAAAUAUCACUAGAAGAGAACCUAGUUCAGGCUUUAAACACGGAUGAAUUGCUACCUCUCUUCCUUGAACGAAAUAGCUCAGCAAAAGUGCGACUCGUGGAGGAGGACGAGGAAGAGAAAGUAAUUUCAAGUCUAUCUUUGUGUUACAAAAUGUUUAUUGCUCCCAUUUAUGAUUUGCUUGAGGAACCUGAAGUCAUUAUUGUUCCUGACCGCAGUUUGUACAAAGUUCCCUUUGCUGCCCUAAGUGAAAAGGAGGUAGCCGAAUACCUCUCGGAUACUCAUAGGAUCCGUGUCAUUCCUUCUCUAAGGACACUCAAGAUUAUUCAAGAUAGUCCAGAGGACUAUCACAGCAACGCUGGUGCCUUGAUAAUAGGCAAUCCCAAGGUUGAUUGGCUGCCGCCAUUGCCAGGUGCAAGAAAGGAAGCGGAAAUGGUCGGACGACUGGUAGGCUUUCCGCCUCUGGUAGAAGAGGAAGCAACGAAGCAGGCAGUGCUUGAGUGGAUAAGUUCAGUGAGCCUAAUACAUUUUGCUGCCCACAAGAGCGCCGAAAAGGGAGAAAUUGCCCUCUCCCCCAAACCUACUCCCAACAGUCGAAACGCUAUCCCACCACAGGAAGCUUACAUGUUGACGACGGGUGAUAUCUCACGAGUGAAAGUCAGAGCUAAACUGGUGGUACUUAGCUGCUUUCACAGUGGACAGAUAAGAGCCCAGGGAGUAAUUGGAAUUGCCCGUGCAUUCUUGGGAUCCGGUGCUCGCUCGGUACUGGUUGCGAUGUGGGCCAUUCCAGACUCAGCAAAAGAACAGCUGAUAAAUCGGUUCUACGAACACCUUGUUGAAGGAGAAAGUGCCAGUGAAUCCCUUCAUCAGGCCAUGAAGUGGAUGAGAAAAAACGGCUUUACCAAAGUGUCUGAGUGGGCUUUGUUUACGCUGAUUGGAGAUGAUGUGAGGCUCGAGUUUGACAAGGGAAGAUAAGACUCGGUGAGAACAG